GCGUGGUCAGUCUGGGGGCAUCGCUCAACCCCGCGGUCACCGCCGCUGCUGCGGGCGGCCCACGAGCCGGGCAGGUCCCAAAGCAAGGAAAGUGCGGGUGGCCGUCGCGGCAAAGGGCCCCGCACCCGGCAUCUGGCGUCUAGCAGCAGUGGGAGAGCAGAUGCUAAACUACUGGCGGACUGCAGAGGAGAGGAGUCCCGUCUUCUCCUGAUGUGUUUGCCUGUAGGUACCUGAGCUGACACCAAAGGUGCCUAAAGAUGCUGAGCAGCGUUUGGUUCCUCAGUGUGUUAAUGGUGGCCGGGUUCUUACAGACAGAGAGUCGCAAAACUGCCAAAGACAUUUGCAAGAUCCGCUGCCUGUGCGAAGAGAAGGAAAACGUACUGAAUAUUAACUGUGAAAACAAAGGAUUUACUACUGUCAGCCUGCUCCAGCCUCCCCAGUAUAGAAUCUACCAGCUUUUCCUCAAUGGAAACCUCCUGACAAGACUGUACCCAAACGAGUUUGUAAAUUACUCCAACGCAGUGACUCUCCACCUAGGUAACAACGGUCUGCAGGAGAUCCGAACUGGAGCAUUCAGUGGCCUGAAAACACUCAAGAGACUACACCUCAACAACAACAAGCUGGAGGUGCUGAGGGAGGACACCUUCCUGGGCCUGGAAAGCCUUGAAUACCUCCAGGCUGACUACAAUUACAUCAGUGCCAUUGAGGCAGGGGCAUUCAGCAAACUUAAUAAGCUCAAAGUACUCAUACUGAAUGACAACCUUCUUCUGUCACUGCCCAGCAAUGUGUUCCGGUUUGUCCUGCUGACCCACUUAGACCUGAGAGGAAACAGGCUGAAAGUGAUGCCUUUCGCUGGUGUCCUUGAACAUAUUGGAGGGAUCAUGGAGAUUCAGCUGGAGGAAAACCCAUGGAACUGUACUUGUGACUUACUUCCUCUCAAGGCUUGGCUGGACACCAUAACUGUUUUUGUGGGAGAGAUUGUCUGUGAAACUCCCUUUAGAUUGCAUGGGAAAGAUGUGACCCAACUGACCAGGCAAGACCUCUGUCCCAGAAAAAGUUCUGGUGACUCCAGGGGCAGCCAUGCUGACACACACAUCCAAAGGCUGUCACCUACAAUGAAUCCUGCUCUCAACCCAACCAGGGCUCCAAAAGCCAGCCGACCACCCAAAAUGAGAAAUCGUCCAACUCCCCGGGUCACUGUUUCGAAGGAACGACAGAGCUUUGGCCCGAUCAUGGUGUACCAGACCAAGUCCCCUGUGCCCCUAACCUGCCCCAGUAGCUGUGUGUGCACCUCUCAGAGCUCAGACAAUGGUUUAAAUGUAAACUGCCAAGAAAGGAAGUUCACUAAUAUAUCCGACCUGCAGCCCAAACCUACCAGUCCAAAGAAACUCUACCUGACAGGGAACUAUCUUCAAACUGUCUAUAAAAAUGACCUCUUAGAUUAUAGUUCUUUGGAUUUGUUACAUUUAGGAAACAACAGGAUUGCAGUCAUUCAGGAAGGUGCUUUCACAAACUUGACCAGUUUACGCAGACUUUAUCUAAAUGGCAAUUACCUUGAAGUGCUGUAUCCUUCUAUGUUUGAUGGACUGCAAAGCUUGCAGUAUCUCUAUUUAGAAUAUAAUGUCAUUAAGGAAAUUAAGCCGCUAACCUUUGAUGCUUUGAUUAACCUACAGCUACUGUUUCUGAAUAACAACUUGCUGAGGUCCUUGCCUGAUAACAUAUUUGGGGGCACAGCCCUCACCAGGCUGAAUCUGAGAAACAACCAUUUUUCUCACCUGCCUGUGAAAGGGGUUCUGGAUCAGCUUCCAGCUUUUAUCCAGAUAGAUCUGCAAGAGAACCCGUGGGACUGCACCUGUGAUAUCAUGGGGUUAAAGGACUGGACAGAGCAUGCCAAUUCCCCUGUCAUCAUCAAUGAGGUGACCUGUGAGUCUCCUGCUAAGCAUGCAGGGGAGAUCCUGAAGUUUCUGGGGAGGGAGGCUAUCUGUCCAGACAGUCCAAACUUGUCAGACGGAACUAUUCUGUCAAUGAAUCACAACACAAACACACCUCGGUCACUUAGUGUGUCUCCCAGUUCCUAUCCUGAACUACACACUGAAGUCCCACUUUCUGUCUUAAUUUUAGGAUUGCUUGUUGUCUUUAUUUUAUCUGUCUGUUUUGGGGCUGGUUUAUUCGUCUUUGUCCUGAAACGCCGAAAGGGGGUGCCCAGUGUUCCGAGGAAUACCAACAACUUAGAUGCAAGUUCCUUUCAGUUACAGUAUGGGUCUUACAACAGUGAGACUCAAGAUAAAACAGAUGGCCAUGUCUAUAAUUAUAUCCCCCCACCUGUGGGGCAGAUGUGCCAAAACCCCAUCUACAUGCAGAAGGAAGGAGACCCAGUGGCCUAUUACAGAAACCUGCAAGAAUUCAGCUACAGCAACCUGGAAGAGAAAAAAGAUGAGCCAGCUACUGUUGCUUACACUAUAAGUGCCACUGAAUUGCUAGAAAAGCAGGCCACACCAAGGGAGCCUGAGCUACUGUAUCAGAAUAUUGCUGAGCGAGUCAAGGAACUCCCCAGUGCAGGACUAGUCCACUAUAACUUUUGUACCUUACCUAAAAGGCAGUUCGCCCCUUCAUAUGAAUCUCGACGCCAAAACCAAGACAGAAUCAAUAAAACCGUUUUAUAUGGAACUCCCAGGAAAUGCUUUGUGGGGCAGUCAAAACCUGACCACCCUUUACUGCAAGCUAAGCCACAAUCAGAACCAGACUACCUCGAAGUUCUGGAAAAACAAACUGCAAUCAGUCAGCUGUGAAGGGAAAUCAUUUAUAACCCUAAGCAUCAAAGGAUGCUGCUCCAAACUGUUGGAAGCAGGGCAUUUGUUUUCCUGUCUGUGUUCUCCCUUUCCCAUUGUCAGUGGGGGUUUUUGAAGAUGUGUGGGGGAUGGAGUGAAGCAAAUGAAAAUGCUUUUUCAAGCUUUCUUUUAAAUUAUUUCUCUCUUACUCCUGUCCCCACCUCUUUUUCUUUCUCUUCUUAGGAAUCAUCAUUGAACAUGAAUGUUUCUACAAUGCAUUUUUUCAUGUAUUUUGUUUAUGGUUUUGUUGCUCUUCUUUGAUUUUUCCAGUGGGGGAUGGGAAGAGGAGACUAUAGUGAAUGAAGAAAGAGUAAGCAAGCUUUUCAAAUGAAAUUAGCUAUUUAGUGUAUUUUGUAAACGAUCUCAAAAGAUCUUUUGAGUCUAUAAACGCUUCUGUAAAUAAUGAUAUAUGGUAUUUUCAUCUUUAGUUACCAAGUAUAGCCAAUAGGCCUCACUUCUUUGUGUUAAAGUGCCUUUGCACUUUAAGUACAUUACUUAUAUGUUGCUUUUAGCUUUGAUAAGCUGAACAUAUUUUAAUGUGUUGUAUUUUUGAAAUUAAAACACUGUAAAAUAGAUAAAAAUGUCAGCUAUAUUAAGUCAAUGUACAGUUUGCUUGAGUUAUAGAAACCAGCCUGUCAUCAAAUGACUCUAGUUCUAGGACUUUAUAGACUUAACUGUAAAAUAUUUCCUUUCUGCUGGGUUUGUUCUAAGUGAUUUUAUUUAAGUCAACUAAGGGGAUUUAACAGUGGACUAGAGGUAAUAAACUGCCUCAGUCUGGAUUAGUAAUUCAUUAAUAAAAUAUAUUUAACCCAAUAUCAGAGUGAAUUGAACAAUUAAUGCCCUUCUGUAAAUCAUUAUUUUACAUUAACAUGGUCAGUGUUUUAGAUUAUUUUCCUAAUUAAAAAUACAUUACACAACUUGUAAUAUAUUUUCUGCUUUAAAUUAGAUAUUUUUAUAUAUUUCAAUGAUAGAGACUGUAUUUCUAACUUUUUAAUUGAAAUUAAUAUUUUUUCUGCUUAUUGAAACAUUUUCUAUAAACAUACACCAGUAGAGGCCGCCACACACCUCAUUUAAUAAAGACAUAUGAGCCAUUAAAUACCUUGAAGGAAGAUUUCAAAGGUGAGAUUAAAACUUCCCAAGUAAAUUAUCUAUAAAUUCAAGGCAGCAGAGACAAAUGUAAGCAUUACUUUCCUUUAGAAUUAAAAGUUAGACUCAGAAUUCUCAAUUUUCACAUGUUCAGAGAAAGCAACGUUUUCCUCUUGAGUUCAUUGAAGCAUCGACAGGGUGCUAUCAAAUCAUGUGCUAUUUGCACCUCCAAAUAGAUUAAUAAAUACCUAAACCAAGAAAGUAAGCAUCUUUUUUUCUUGUGCCUUUUUUAGGCAUGUGUUACUGGAAUUUUUCCUUGUCAGUUUGAGCAAGCCUUUUGUUUUGGUUUUAACGUUAAAGUGAUUUUUAACUAACCAAGUUUAUAUAACAUUUAUGAAGCCUUAUUAGCCUGCAAAUAAUUUUAGAUGCAAACAUUAUUGUGUAAUUUAAACAAACAGCCUUUCUUUGCAACAAAAAUAGUUUUGUUUUGUCUCUUGUAAAUCCUUAUGCAACUGGGAUAGUGAGCUGCAUAUAAAGUAGUCCAGCUUUUCAAAUCCUUAUUAAAGCAAUUGAUGGCGUCUGAAAGAAGCACACUGUUUCCUUUUCAUAAAUAGGUUACUGCACAUAAUAAUCCUUUAUUAUCCGGUGAAGAUUGAAGUGGAUCCUAAUAAUUUACUUUUAAAGCUUUAAAAUGACUAAUAGUAUAUUGUCUGUCAGUAUAAACAAUUCAUGUAACAGGCGUUCAAUUAGAAAUUACUUAAAUACAAAUUAUUUGUAUUAAUAAUGACUGGUGCAAAAUAGUUUUUAAACAAUAGAAGGUAAAUAUAUAUAAUAUAUAUAAUAUAUAUAAUAUAUAUAUAAUAUAUAUAUGUAUAUAUAUAUAUAUAUUUCAGGGAAAAGAAUGCCUCUAACAACCUAGAACCUCUACAUAUCUACAGUGACAAGCUAACAUGUUCAUUCUUUGAUUAGAGAUCAUAAUUCUUAUUUAAAUCCAUUAAAUAAAAAUUGAAAAUGGUGGGCUGAAAAUGAUCUAAGAGAAAGUUAAUGUACAGAGAUUUUACAUUUCACAGAAGCUAGUUGAACUUUGAGAUAUCUCCUGGAAACCACUCUUUGAGUGAAGUGUUUAUAUAUAAAAAAGUUGCAAAAAUCCUCUUGUUACUGCUUUCAUUUGGUACAACGAUAAAUACAGAAUACAGAUGUAGGUAAUUUGGGAAAUGAUUGUGAAGGUAAAUUAGUACUAUAUGUAUUCCAUUAAGAUAGUUUUUAGAUUUAAAUUAUAUGACUAGAACUACUAAUGUAUGAUUCUACUUCAGCAUUUGUUUUUAUUAUCCUGAAAGUAAAGUUAUUAUUGUAAAAUGCCAUUAUUCAUAGAAAAACAAAUUCAUUAAUUUUAAAUAAAGAUAGUUUUAAUAUUCAUUUAGUCACAUGAUUUUAAAAAGGCCUCCUUGGAAGAAUUCGGAUUUAUAAACUCUCUUAAUAAUUAUGUUUUAAUUCUAGAUUCUCACACUUUUCAGAUCUGUGCUUUAUUUAUAUUAGGUUUUAAAAUAAAAUCAUUUGAAUUUGGCCCAGACGAUUUCAUUUAAAGGCAUAAUACACCAUAUAUUUUGAAGCUUAAUUUUCUAAUGUAAUCACAAACACUUUAUGUUUAUUAGUUUAUUAACAUCCCCACUGAUUAUCUUGUUUUGCUUUACCCACUCAAGUGUUUUCAAAUAUAUUUUAUUUUAGGAUUUUUAUUUUGAUAUUAUACAGCUGGAUUUUGUGAUUUCACUUUUAUUUCACAUGCAGCUUGUAAUGGGUGUGAACAUCAGCAAAGUGAAAUGGUUCCAGCCAACAGAAUGUGAUAUCCCCUGGCCUUGCCUGGAACAGAUCUAUGUGUCUGGCCCUACAAAUGGCACAUGGUAAAUCCCUUUGCUUCUAGCUCUUAAUUCAUUGCUUUCACUGUUUCUGAAUAUACUUAUGGCUAAGUUUGUAUUCAAACACUUGAAAGUACCACUUCUCAGUCUGGACACAAUUGCCAAGACUCUAAUUUGGUUCUGGACUUUGGUCAACCUGCAUGCCUUGUUAUUUCACUCCAGCAGUUGGUGAGUAAGGAAAUGACCCUUCAAUUUCCUCUGCUUUGUCCUCUGACCUCUAAGGUGAUUUAAUUUUCUAAGUAUUUCCAUAUCAUCAGACUCUAUAUUUUAUGGAUUUUACUAAAGUCUAUAAGGAAUUAAAGAGAGUUUUGUGAUUUAAAAAAAAAAAUAUUUGUAUUGAUUUCAGAGAGGAAGGGAGAGGGAAGAGAGAGAUAGAAACACCAAUUUUGAAAGAGUCAUUGAUCAACAACUGCCUCCUGCAAGCCCCCUACUGGGGACCCAGCCGGCAACCAGGGAAUGUGCCCUUGACCAGAAUUGAACCUGGGACCCUUCAGUCUGCAGUCUAUGCUUAUCCACUGAAUCAAACCAGCUAGGGCGAGUUUUGUGAUUUUUAAGAUUCUGGAAAUUCAUUUUGAUUUUAAACAUUCCAGAAACAUACUGGAUUGAAUGCUAGCGUGAACAAAGCCUUCCAGACAAUUCUAAUCCAGUCAUUUCUUCAUUCAUUCAAAGACUAUUUAUUAAGUGCUUGCUUCUUAGGUGUCAGGUUCUAUGCUGCUUGCUGAGGGGGUACAGAGAUACAGUAGACAGGAUCUCUGCCCCACCCAUCACUCCCAUCCCCUGCAAUGAGCUUAGUGCUAAUAAAGAAUAUGAAUGACAAUCACUCAUAUUAAACAGUGGGAACAGUAUUGAAAUGCAGGAAGUUGCAUUUUUAAAGGUGAUUCUGUACAAUGAAAUAUAAACAGAUACAUCAUAAAUAAACCAGCUACAUUGUAACUACCAUUAACAUCUCUUGAGAGUUAUAUAGCUAAGAAGGAAAACAAUCACUAAAAUAAAACAAAUUUCUGCAGAAACAGAGCCCAAUAUUGUGGCCUGAAGACAGCUGCAUACAUGUGCUAUCUAAAGAUCUCCACUGUAAAGAUGAAUCCCAAAAAUGUAAAUAUAAAAUUGCAAACUUAAUUAAAUUUUCUGGAAUAUCCAUGUUUUAGAGUCAAUAUUUACAUUAUAUAUCAGUGGCUUAAAAGAUAACAUUUUGGUUUAAGUGUCUUUUACUAAUACAAUACAAAGGCACUUAUCUAAAUCCUGAAAGGGAAAAUUAAGUACUGUAUAUCCAUGUACUUUGCUUCUCACUAUUGUUAUGAAAAUGUCACGUGUAAAUUAAAGUUUUAUAAAUCAAAUUGUACUUUAAAUGCAUUAGGAGAGCUAUCAUUUAGAGGAAACUUGUAAAUUUUUUAUAAAGCAGAAAAUUUUUUAUAAAGCAGAAAACCAUUUUAUAACGCAAAUAAUCACUCCCUAACUUAUGUUUUGUAUAUCUGGAUUUUCAAUAUCAACUUUGCUUAAAACAGAACCCGUCUGCAAAAUAAGAGUGUGUUUUGCCAAUGCUGCUUGUGCUACCAGUUUCUUGGUUGCUAAGGGCUUAUACUUGAAAAUCAGCUGCAGUUUUGUGUGAAUUGAACUAUCAAGUGAAUGGUGGAGAAACAGUCCUGAACAGUCUAAGUAGCCAACCCAUUUCAACUCAAUUGAACACAGAACUCUUCUGCUCAGCAGUGUCUCCUCUCAGAUGUGGAUAUGAUUCAUUAGAGGGUAGAAUGACUCCUAUAAGGUGCAUAGAGUCACAGAUUUUAUAAUUAAUAUGUUAUUAUGCAAACAUUGAAUUGCAUGUAUGAUGGGAUUUUUAGCAGUAUUUUAGCUUGAAAGUACUUGUGUAAAAACUUAGAUUUAGUUGCAAAUAAUUGUUCUCAAGUUAUUGGAAUAAAUGGCAAAUGAACAAGCCCUCGUGUAAAUAGACUUCUGCGCCAAAUAUUGACAUUGUUUCAAAAAAUAAAUGUCAUAUUUUGUGCUGUUAAUAGGCAAACUGAAAUAUUGGAAAUGUGAUCAAAUGAUAUUGUGUUUUUUUUGGAUAAACUGUUUACAUCGAUAUUUAUACUGUAGUUAGCUUUUAGUUAAUAAAUAUUUGCUGAAAAUGAACAGUUGAAUUAGAAAAAAUCUUCAGAAUCUUAAGAGAAAUUAAUGACAAAGUAUUACUGGAACCAUCCUCUUAGCCUUGAUAUACACUGUUUAAAUGUUUACAAAUGAAGGUAAUAAUUUUACGUAUUAAGGGGAAAAUUAGCUCUUUUAAAAAAUAUAUUGGCACUUUUCCAUGAACAUCUGUUAGUAUCAGACUAAGCAAUCAAUAAAAACAAUUCAAAUAGA
Molecule: messenger RNA, 8176 nt
Organism: Myotis daubentonii (Daubenton's bat)
Lineage: Eukaryota; Metazoa; Chordata; Mammalia; Chiroptera; Vespertilionidae
Gene: SLITRK2
Product: SLIT and NTRK like family member 2
Biological process (GO): positive regulation of synapse assembly; axonogenesis
Cellular component (GO): glutamatergic synapse
Molecular function (GO): protein binding
Source: RefSeq, a predicted model, not a curated record